Molecule: messenger RNA, 4590 nt
Organism: Brassica napus (rape)
Lineage: Eukaryota; Viridiplantae; Streptophyta; Magnoliopsida; Brassicales; Brassicaceae
Exons: 2
Coding region: 1-4590 (1529 amino acids)
Biological process (GO): DNA integration
Molecular function (GO): nucleic acid binding; RNA-DNA hybrid ribonuclease activity
Source: RefSeq, a predicted model, not a curated record
AUGGAACGGUUUAAGUCGGUCGUGUCAAGAAUCAACAUUCCAGAUCACAUCGCCGUCGACGCCCUGAGGAAAAAUCUUCUCGUAGAAUGUAGGUUCGGAGAAGAUCUCAAUCGAUGUCCCACCACAUCGUUGCAAGAUGCCAUUGCUCGUUCCCACAACUUCAUUCGUAUGGAAGAGGACACUAAAGCCAUCAUGAGCAAGCACAACUCGGUGAAGCAAUCAGCGCCUAAAAACACUGCUACAGCACACGUCGAACCUCGUCCGCAUGCUCCAAGUGACAAAAACAACCGUAAGAAUGGUCUCCUUUACGUCGUCGACGAAAACGGGAAGAAAUGGAACUCCUUUCAUCGAGAAGCCGAUCCUCUGAGCGAAUCCCCCCGAGCAACAGUGACGGACGCGGUCGCCCAGUGCAAAACACUUUUCGCACAAUUCCUCUCCUCGCUCGAAAGCGGCGAAAUCAAGAUCCCUCCUACGAAGCCCAAAAGCGAGAACAGUUGGAGCAGGAACAAGGAUAGGAAAAAUCAGCAAAAAAAUCAAGGAAAACCGCGUCAAGCCGACCAAAAGCCUAAGGUUGCCGAGCAAACACCACAUCAGGACGACGAUGGUGACGCCUCAGCUGAGGAAGAUCCACCAGCGGUCAGACAAAGGAUCGAAGUUAUUCGCGCCCAACCGGAGCCCUCAUCAGACGAAGAGAGCGAUCUCGAGGAAGCUCUCGACCCGUUGGACCUACGUACGCUCCUCAAGUGGAAGAUCACGUCGACAAAUAACGAGACUACCGGACCUUCCGAUCUCCGAGUCGAGCUUAACGCUAAAAGAACCAAGCAUGCGCUGAGCCAAGGAUCUUCACCAGCAUCUACACGCGAUAAUCCUAUCGUCGAUUUACGAGAUCAGCUUAACGCACGAAUCAACGAUCUGCGUACAAAGCUGGACCGUAAAAGAGCCGAAUCACCAAAGGAAAGCGAGGACCUCCGAGCUCUUCUCAUCAAAAAGCAAGCAAGCGUCAGGCCACGGAUCAACGUGAUUAUGGGAGGAUCUCCGCCUUGCGGGGAUUCAGUACGGGCGGUCAAGGAUCACCGUCGAAUGGUGGAUACUUCGCAGCGUUGGCCACAAAAGCUUCCAACCGAUCCCCCAAUCUCCUUCUCGACAGAAGACCUCCUCGGAGUAAAUUUCCCUCAUAACGAUCCCCUUCUCGUCGUUUUGGCUAUCGAUAAAUACGAUGUUACCAAAGUGCAAAUCGAUACUGGCAGUUCGGUCGAUAUCAUUUUUCGCGAAACUCUCGUAAAAAUGGGAAUCAACUUAAAAGACGUGAAACCAUCUUCCAGAACUCUCACCGGCUUCAACGGUUCCUCCGAGGUAAUCCUGGGGACUAUCCGUCUCUCGGUACAAGCAGAGGGAGUAGCUCGGAUGGUCAAAUUCUCGAUAGUCAGCACCAAGGCUCCCUAUCACGUGAUACUAGGCACCCCAUGGUUAUACUCUAUGCGAGCAAUUGCAUCCACAUACCAUCAAUGUGUCAAAUUCCCUGGAAUGGAUGGUACGAUUAAGACAGUGAGAGGGGAUCAACGAGCUGCACGAGAUCUCUUAAUUGCCACGGUCAAGUUACAACGUUCGCAGUCACUAGUCAACUCGAUUUCCCCUCCAAUAAGUAAGGUCUGCCCACAAAAGGAAGAAGUGCUCGAAGUCCCGGUCGACGAGUCGGAUCCAAGUAAAGUGCUACGAGUAGGCGCCUAUCUAUCAGACGAGAUGCAGCGUACUAUCCUAGAUUUCCUGAAGCUAAACUUGUCUACCUUUGCUUGGACAAUGUCUGACAUGCAAGGGAUCGACCCGUCCAUCACGACUCACGAGUUGAACGUAGAUCCGAAUAUUAAGCCCAUCCGACAGAAGAGACGAAAGUUGGGUCUCGAAAGAUCCAAAGCAGUCGUCGAGGAAGUCGAGCGCUUACUAAGCGCGGGCUCGAUAACGGAAGUCCUUUACCCGGAAUGGCUCGCCAACCCAGUGGUCAUCAAAAAGAAAAACGGCAAGUGGCGCAUGUGCGUCGACUUUACCGACCUCAACAAGACCUGUCCAAAGGAUAGCUAUCCGCUUCCGAACAUCGACAGACUCGUUGAGUCAACUGCCGGCAAUGAAAUGCUCACGUUUAUGGACGCUUUCUCGGGAUACAACCAGAUUAUGAUGCAUCCGGAUGAUCGAGAGAAGACGUCGUUCAUAACCGAUCGAGGAACCUACUGCUACAGAGUGAUGCCUUUCGGGCUGAAGAAUGCCGGAGCGACGUACCAGCGACUUGUCAACCGUAUGUUUGCUAAACAGCUUGGUACAACAAUGGAAGUCUACAUCGAUGAUAUGCUCGUCAAAUCAAUCCGAGCAGACGACCACCUAACGCACUUACGGGAGUGUUUUGACAUCCUAAACACGUACAAAAUGAAGUUAAACCCAGCCAAGUGCACUUUUGGCGUGUCGUCCGGAGAAUUCCUUGGCUACAUAGUGACACAGCGGGGAAUUGAAGCAAACCCGAAGCAAAUAUCAGCCGUCCUCGACCUACCCAGUCCGAGAAACAGCCGAGAAGUCCAACGACUAACCGGCCGAAUCGCAGCACUCAAUCGUUUUAUCUCCCGGUCCACCGACAAAUGUCUCCCCUUCUACGAUCUCCUCCGAGGAAAUAAGAAAUUCAUCUGGGACGAUAAGUGCGAAGAGGCUUUUAAUCAGCUCAAGCACUACUUGACGACGUCUCCGAUCUUGGCAAAGCCAGACAUAGGCGACGUUUUAUCUCUCUACAUUGCGGUUUCGUCUGCCACAGUCAGCAGUGUACUAAUCAAGGAGGACCGAGGAGAACAACGACCCGUUUUCUACAUGAGUAUAAGGAUGACCGGACCAGAAACCCGGUACCCGACACUUGAGAAGAUGGCCUUGGCCGUCGUCGAAUCAGCGAGGAAACUUCGUCCCUAUUUUCAGUCACACUCGGUAGAAGUUCUUACCGACCAGCCGCUCCGAACUGUUUUGCAAAACACGAACAGAGCUGGCCGUCUUACCAAGUGGGCGAUUGAACUCGGAGAGCUCGACAUCACUUACAAAUGUAGAACAGCCGCUAAGGCUCAAGUCCUCGCCAAUUUCCUCGUGGAGUUAUCUCCGGAACUUGCCCAAGAUUUAGAAACCUCAGAUUCAACCUGGAUCCUUCAUGUCGACGGUUCCUCGACAAACAAAGGUUCAGGAGCAGGAGUUCAACUUCAAUCACCAACGGGAGAACUCAUUCGACAAUCGUUCAGCUUUGGUUUCCCGGCAUCAAACAACGAGGCGGAAUACGAAUCGCUCAUCGCCGGCCUUCGUCUUGCGAAAGCAGUCAAAGCUAAGCGACUCAGUGCGUACUGCGAUUCACAGCUCGUUGCCAGUCAGUUCAGUGGUGACUAUGAUGCGCGCAAUGAUAGAAUGGACGCUUACGUCCGAGUCGUACAAUCGUUAGCUAAAGAGUUCGAAUUCUUCAAACUCACAAAGGUUCCUCGCAGAGAGAAUAUAUGUGCCGAUGCAUUGGCAGCACUCGGAAGCAAGCUCCGCGAUCAAGUCAAAAGGACUAUUCCGAUCCAUCGAAUCGAGAAACCGAGCCUCGACAUCUUAACGGAGGCAGCUAACUUCAUCUCUACGGAAUCCAAAACAACGCCCCUAUCUCCGACCAAUGACGACUCCGAAAUGACAGACCAAGAUCGGUUGGUACCAGACUGGAGAACUGAGUUCAUCCAGUAUCUCAUUAACGGCACGCUUCCAACUGACAAGUGGGCUGCGAGACGACUAAAGAGACGCAGCGCGCACUAUGUCAUCAUGGAAGAAGAACUCCACCGGAUAACAGCUAGCAAGGUCCUCCUCAAGUGCAUCUUUGGCGAGCAAACGCAGUUAGUGAUGGCCGAGACUCAUGAAGCAGCAGGUGGCAACCAUUCCGGAGGCCGAGCACUAGCCUUAAAAAUUCGAAACUUAGGAUUCUUUUGGCCAACCAUGAACACGGAUUGCGAAGCGUAUGCUCGACGAUGCGACAAAUGCCAAAGACAUGCUCCGAGCAUUCAUAGCCCAACUGAGCUACUGCGAACUUCCGCGGCUCCGUAUCCAUUUAUGCGAUGGGGAAUGGAUAUCAUCGGACCAAUGCCGAAUUCCUUCCAACGCCGCUUCGUGCUGGUACUAACUGAUUAUUUCACCAAGUGGAUUGAAGCAGAAGCCUUCGCACAGGUUACAGAGAAGGAAGUCCGCAGCUUUGUUUGGAAAAACAUUAUUUGUCAUCACGGUCUACCGUACGAGAUCGUGACGGACAAUGAAACACAGUUUAUGUCUGGAAAUUUCAAAGAUUUCUGUAGCAAGUGGAACAUCCGACUAAUCCCCUUAACUCUGAGGUACCCUCAAGGAAACGGACAAGCAGAAUCCUCAAAUAAGAUUAUCAUCGACGGAAUCAAGAAGCGCCUUGAUCUCAAGAAGGGAUACUGGGCCGACGAACUCGACGGCGUCCUCUGGUCGCAUCGGACGACUCCUCGAGGAGCAACAAAAUCUACUCCUUUCUCUCUCGCUUACGGGAUGGAGGCAAUGGCUCCGGCUGAGGUCAACGUAACAAGUCUCCGCUGA